AUGAGAGGCGCCGGGAAGGUGGGCAGGGCAGCGCAGGUAGAGGCUUUUAAAAGGAGAGGGACUCGUUCUUCCAGAGAGCGCGGGUCUUCUUAAGUUUUUGCAGGUGGGUUCUGCCGGGAGCUCGGCAUUGCGACCGAGCUGCUUCUUGGAAAAGAGCGUCAAAGAGCAGCUGAGGCAGGCUCAACGUUUGGCUGCAAUGUUUCCACUCUGAAAAAGCCUCAACGAGCUGAUGUCCGUAUGACUGAGCGGGGGCCUGCAGGUGAAGACAACAGCAAAAAAUAAAGAGCUAAAAUCUGGGCGAGUUUUUGAGGUGACCACCUCUGACGGAUGCGCCGAUAAGCGACGCAAAUCACAGCUGCGGCGAGAACGAAGGAGAGAACCAAAAAAGUGGCUGCUACACCAGAGUCAGCGGAGGGCUGCGAGCAGAAAGCUCAGCGCAAGAUGACCCGCAGCCCCAAAUGCGCCCGCUGUCGAAACCACGGCGUCGUGUCGUGCUUGAAAGGCCACAAGCGCUUCUGCCGCUGGAGGGACUGCAGAUGCGCCUGCUGCCUGCUGGUGGUGGAGCGCCAGCGCGUCAUGGCAGCGCAGGUUGCGCUGAGAAGGCAGCAGGCUGCCGAGGUGAGAAGAGGGCAUGGACAGGGUAAAAAGGGGGUCAAGUGCUCAACUCCAUUGAGGAGAACAGCAUAUCAGUGUUUUACCAAAGCAGCUGACUUAAGCAUUGUGGCUAAGAGCCACCCACAGGGGCUAAAACAUGUGAUGACCCCAGAGGACGGUGUGUCCAGUUGGUCUAAGCAGCGCCACCAAAGCCACUUCCCUUGCCCCUCCAUCAGCGCCCGCAUGAGGAAGAGGCGAGCCUUUGCAGACAAAGAGCUGGAAAACGUGAUGCUGGAGCGCGAGUUAAGACAGAAAGAGCAGCAGAGCGAAGUUUCCUUCUCUCCCUCCGCUCUCAUGCCCAUAAUUCAUCCUCUACCUCUCCCCGUCUCCCCAUGCCUCCGCUGCUGCUCCACCAACAAGGACUCUUCCUCUGCAGGGACUGCCAGCUGUGUGCCUGUAUAUAAAUAUAAGCAGCUCUGUGACUGUGGCCUCCAGUUUUAUGAUUUCUUCCACCUAAAGAGUAGGUGCUCCACAGGAGACCACUAUGAUGACGUUUUAUCAACCCAGAUCUCAGCGCAGCACAGGGAGGAUAAAGAGGCGCAGAAUGGUUGGAGAGACUGUGGGAAGAGAAGUGAGCCAGAGCCAACACCUCCAGCAUCACAGCAACGACUCAAAACCGAUAACAGCGUACCGUACGUCUGCUUUGUCAAACCGAUGUUAAAACAAACAGAAACAAUCAGCUUAGAUCAUUUUUCAACAUCCAGACUCUCAACGUUUGGAUCAGAAUUGGGUGUCCCGGCUCACAGCAGGACUUUUGAUUCCAGACAUUUAGCAGGAAGAGGCUGGAACACAGAGCCUCCUUCCACCGAAGCAAAUCCUUGUAUGGACUUUGUGGAGGGUUCUCACCAUAGCUCAGUGAGCACUCCAACCGCAAAGCCGUUGCCUUUUUCUGUGGAGGCUCUGCUGAGAGCCUGACAGGCAAGUGGAAAGCCAGUCUAAGUGCACUUUGCAAUAUGAGAACUUGAAUUUAAAGCACAAAUAUAAUAACGCCAAUCUAUGCAACACGUAUGCAUUAUUUAAAUGUUGUAAGACAUAUUUAGGCAAUUCUGUAUAUAUUGUUGAAUAGUACUUAUUAAAGAUAAAUAUUUUUGGUUACCAUAAUUUUAUGUAAAAGUCUGCUUUGGCUAUAUUUUUAAACAGCAAUAUUUUCAUCCUCCAAUGCAGUGCAAUAAAAAUAUAACAAAUCCAGUUGUUUUACUUAUAUCUGCUCAUGCUGCAUCAAUACAAAAGAAACCUUAUGAAACUUAAAGCAUCAGAACUUUGAAUUGUGCUGUUCAUUUACGAUGUGGCUUGUGAAUCAGAAUUCAAUUGUGGAUUUUAAAUGUUCUUUGAAAAGCUCUCUAAAAUUAUGAAAAGAGCCUAAAAUAGCUCACAAAGCAGGUGGAUUAUAAAGUAAUGACAAGGUUUUUACAACUUUAUUUAAAGAGCAUGAAUAUUUUACCAGAAGAGUUCUAUGGAAGUUUUUCUUGUUAAUACUUCUUUGUUGUUUUUAAAAUGACACUGGUUGUCUAAAAGUCAAUAAUCACCCGACAUACCGUUUAAUGUUUCAUGAAGUAUAAUUUCCUAUAUCUAAAGACUGAGAGAAGAUGGGAAAAUGAGCCAGUGUUGCCUAGGCGACAUUGUUCUUUAUUUUUCGCCGCGGCUGACGCCAGUUCAGUUUGUUUGAGCAUGCAUUUGAUUUGUAUCUGCUUUUCUUACUCUCUCUCUCCUCCAGCUAUUUGUUCUGCUGCGUUAUCUUGCAGAGAUGGAGGUCAGAUACUUUUGACAACUCUGGACCUUGUGGCGUCAACACUGAGGGCGAUAGAGCAGUCUUUGUGUGUGAAACUCUACCAGCAUAUCAGAGCGUCUCGCUCCUCAUCUUUUCAUGAGCACAUAAGUAAGACUAAAGUGGCACAAAGGAAAGGAAGGAUGUCAGGAUUAAAGAUUUGAAUGUAUCUCUUUGUGUUUCUGUGUUAUUGUAUUUGUGUCUAUUUGAGAAUCUUAGCACAACUACAAAGCGGGAUACGAUUUGCAGCUCUGAGAUGAUUAGUGACAGUGGUAAAGAGAAUAAUUCAAAUGGCUUAUAGCAGUACUUAAGUACUAUGUGUAAUGUUUCAACCAGUAGCAACCCUGCUUUUUGAUUGCACUCAUGUUCACCUGUUCUUUUUGGAAUUAUGUCAGGAAGAGAUUGCUGAUCUAUACAGUUUGGGAUUGUUCUUGCAUUUGUUUCAUUAUUUUCAAUAGAUUAUGAAUGUUUUUGUUUGUUGGUGUGGGUCACAGUCCUGAGAAACCAGCUCAAACCUGUGUUUGCACCCAAAACUUCCUCUCACUUCCUACCUAUCAUCACCCUCUCCUUAUGCAUUCCUGCUGUUCAUUCAUUCAUCAGGCAGCAUUUUCAUUUCAGGCAGAUUGAUUUCAGUCAUUUAGGAUAGAAAAGCUACGCUUUGACUUUUCUCUGCAAUUCUGAUAUCUAUAUUUGCAGUUUCAAAUCUACUUGGGCCGUUAUAGAAAAAGGAGAAACAAAAUUUUUAAAAAAAUCAAAACGUCACUUCAAACUACUUCUCUCCGUUUUUACCAUCCACUCCAAAAUAUUUUAAUAACCUCACUGCAGAUGAACAAUUUGUUUUGUAUAUGAUACAUAAAAGCCUGCUCAUAAAUUUGUUGUCAGGAUUUUGGGAAUGAAAAACAAACAUGAAAAAUAAGCAGUCACUUUUUAUACUUCUCUAAUCUGGAAGAAGCUUCCAGAAAACUAAUUAUGUUGAGUUCCUUUAAAUCAAUGCAGCAAACCCAUUUGUUUAUAGUUAUCAUUGAUUAAUAAUAACUGGAGUAUCAAUUUUAUUCUGUAUUCAAACUUUUCAUUGCCUUCCUUCAAUUUAAUCACAAAUAUGUAAUGUUUUUGUGUUUUUUUGUAGUAUUGUCUGCCUUUUUCUUGGUAAGAAAUAUAGACUUGUUACUAAAAUGUGUUGAACAAAUCAAUUUGUCUCGUCCCCCGUUUCUAUUACACAGCAUCUUCUUGCUAAAUUAAUAAAAUGAU
Messenger RNA from Gambusia affinis (western mosquitofish), 3667 nucleotides. RefSeq names its product doublesex and mab-3 related transcription factor 2b (gene dmrt2b). The transcript is spliced from 4 exons. Gene Ontology annotation, molecular function: DNA-binding transcription factor activity, RNA polymerase II-specific; RNA polymerase II cis-regulatory region sequence-specific DNA binding. Gene Ontology annotation, cellular component: nucleus. Lineage: Eukaryota; Metazoa; Chordata; Actinopteri; Cyprinodontiformes; Poeciliidae. The record is from RefSeq and is a predicted model, not a curated record. Gene Ontology annotation, biological process: regulation of transcription by RNA polymerase II; sex differentiation. Bases 442 to 1569 code for a protein of 375 amino acids.